AACCCUACUUUAUCUGUGAUUUCAACGACCUACAAAUCGGAAAAGGUCGAUCCUACGGUUUAACAAAAACCGUCCAGAUCAUCAGGACGGCAUAGAUUUAGCUUCAUCCAGAAUCAAACAUGUUGCGAACGAUUGUAUUACGAAACCAGUUACUAAACAAUAGUUUAAAUAAAGUGGUCAGGAGCAAUAUCACGAGAUGUGUAAGCACCGAGUUGGCCCGUCGAAAGCACCCUAGCAAAUUACUCUCAACGUCACACGUCAAGCGAGUGCUCGCCUCCCCACAAUGGACCCCACAGCUGAGGCACUACUCCGACCUGCCCUCGCACUCGAAGGUGAACCUCCCGGCGCUGUCGCCCACCAUGGAAAGCGGCUCCAUCGUCAGCUGGGAGAAGAAGGAGGGGGAUAAGCUCAGUGAAGGCGACCUGCUCUGCGAAAUCGAAACAGACAAGGCGACCAUGGGCUUUGAGACCCCCGAAGAAGGCUACCUGGCCAAGAUCCUGAUCCCGGCCGGCACCAAGGGCGUGGCCGUCGGCAAGCUGGUCUGCAUCAUUGUGGAGAACCAGGCUGACGUUGCUGCCUUCAAGGACUUUAAGGAUGACUCCACUGGAGCUCCUGCGAAGCGCCCAGCCCAAAAAGCCCCGGCAGCUGCCGCCCCGGCCGCGCCCGGCGCCCCUGCCCCCGCAGCCGCCCCCGCGGCCCCCACGGCCGCCCGUGCCCCCCUCGCCGCCCCCGCCCCCGCCGCCGCCCCGCCCGGAGGUAGGGUGUACGCGAGCCCCAUGGCCCGGAGACUGGCCGAGAUUAGGAACAUCCGACUGGGAGGUACGGGCUCCGGCCUGUACGGCUCCCUGAAGAGCGGCGACCUCUCCGCCGCCGCCGCGCCCCCCGCCCCCUUCUCCGUGCCCGCCCCCGCGCCCGGCGCCACCUUCGUCGACAUCCCCCUGUCCGGCAUGAGGGAAACCAUUGCCAAGAGACUGAGCGCGGCGAAACAGCAGAUACCUCAUUACCAGCUCGUUGCUACGGUUAAUGUUGAGAAGACAUUGGAGAUGCGAGAGAAGAUCAAUGUUAGAUUAGCUAAAGAAAGCCCCGGUGUUAAGGUGUCCGUGAACGAUUUCAUCAUCAAAGCCGUGGCGGCGGCGUGCAAGCGCGUGCCCACCGUCAACUCGCACUGGAUGGAGACCUCUAUCAGACAAUUCUCGAACGUGGACGUGAGUGUAGCAGUAGCCACGCCCACCGGCCUAAUUACGCCCAUCAUCUUCAACUCGGACUCGCGCGGUGUCAUCGACAUCUCCAACACCAUGAAGGAGCUCGCACAGAAGGCCAAGGACGGCAAGCUGCAGCCCCAGGAGUACCAGGGAGGCACUGUGACUGUCUCCAACCUUGGAAUGUAUGGCAUCACAAUGUUCAACGCGAUCAUCAACCCGCCGCAGUCGCUGAUCCUGGCGUGCGGAGGCGUGCAGGAGCUGGUUAUUCCCGAUGAGAAGGCCGAGAAAGGAUUCAGAUUAGCCAAAUUCGUGUCGUUCACGGCGUCCGCCGACCACAGGGUGAUCGACGGCGCGGUCGGAGCCGAGUGGAUGAGGGUGUUCAAACAGAACAUGGAGGACCCCGCCAACAUCAUCCUGUGAACACCCUGUACCCUGACACGCCCCAUUUGUCCGCUGGACCGAUAAGCUCGCUGCACUGAACCAGUCAAAUUUGAUCGACAGGGAACGGUUUGCUUUUAAAUCGGUAGCGAGAUACAUGCGACCGUUCUGAUGAUAAAAUUUUGUUGGGAUUCAAGUACUUACAGACUUUUGGGCGUUAGGUUAUGCCAAUAAGUGUUACGUUUACCCUACGCCCCCAAAUAGCCCUAUCAAAUGAGCACAUGCACGACUUUGUGUGAUUCGAAAAAAAAUACAGUCGUGUGAAUGUUUAUACAUAUUAGCAUUUAUUGAUAUUCAUGGGUAUGUCGUUCGCUCGCUUGAGAUUGUACAUAUAGCGUUAUCAACAUAUCAUUGUUUUUUUUUUCAUCAUUGUUUAUUUUUGUUUUUUUAAUCAGUGUUUUUACGAGCUUUUAUCAGAAGGUCCAUUGUAUAAAUCGCGGGUUAGAACUAGUAACCUCAUAUCCUUCGUUACCGUCGUCAUAUACAUAUAUAUUUUUUAUUCAUUAUUGAAUAGAAUCGAGGCUGUAUUUCAGCGUUGACCUUACACAUUUUUGUAUUGAUAUUGUUGAAUACAUUUUUGUAUACAUAUAAGCACACAACAUCGAAGGAUGUGCGUUAUUUAAGGGCUUAUUUAUUUAGUGUAAAUGAAAGAAUGAUUACGUACAAUUCAAUAGUAAGAGAAACUGCUCCGAGAUUUUUUAUGGGUAUUAUUUCAAUAAAUUUAGAAUGCAUAUGCAUUAUAUAAUUCCGAAUUAUAUAAUUCGAAUGUAUUUUGGAGUACAGAUCUUUAUUUAUUUACUACUAGUGCCAGUUUGGGGACUGAAGUGAGCUUGGCAGAGUAGCUGGUGUACAUAUUGAACAAAUGCCGCACGCGUAGUAACAUAAAGGCCAAUUCGUAGUUUUUCAACUUUCAACCCUACACCUUACAUAAAACGGUCGAAUUUGUAAAGAUUUUUAGAUUGCUGAUUUUCUACAAUAUUGAUUCCGAUAGGCUAUUUUUAAUUGUGAACUUUAUUUGUAUUCAUUUAGGAUUGAAUUUAUAACAGAUUGGGUCUUUGUAUUAUUGGGCGUGCGUUGUGACUCUCCGCAAGAUAUUGUUUUGUUAUCAUGCGUCGAGUUUUGAUGCCGAUAGAUGAUUUUAUGAAUGUUAGUAAAUAUAUUUUAUUUAUAAAUAAA
Molecule: messenger RNA, 2816 nt
Organism: Cydia strobilella
Lineage: Eukaryota; Metazoa; Arthropoda; Insecta; Lepidoptera; Tortricidae
Gene: muc
Product: dihydrolipoyllysine-residue acetyltransferase component of pyruvate dehydrogenase complex, mitochondrial
Exons: 10
Coding region: 120-1622 (500 amino acids)
Biological process (GO): pyruvate decarboxylation to acetyl-CoA
Molecular function (GO): dihydrolipoyllysine-residue acetyltransferase activity
Source: RefSeq, a predicted model, not a curated record